UACCAUUCGUUGGCUUUCUCAGUACAUUACACGAUCUCUCUCUUUGCUUCUCAAAUUUUUGCACAGAUCCUGCUUGUGAACAAAAAUGUCUGGGCGUGGCAAGGGAGGUAAGGGGCUAGGAAAGGGAGGAGCCAAACGUCACCGCAAAGUCCUUCGUGAUAACAUCCAAGGCAUCACAAAGCCAGCAAUUCGCCGUUUGGCUCGCAGAGGUGGUGUGAAGCGUAUCAGUGGUCUGAUUUAUGAAGAGACCCGUGGAGUGCUCAAGAUAUUUCUUGAGAAUGUGAUAAGAGACGCAGUGACCUACACCGAACACGCUCGCCGCAAGACUGUUACAGCCAUGGAUGUGGUGUAUGCACUGAAGAGACAGGGCAGAACCCUUUAUGGGUUUGGUGGUUAGGGCUUUUGAUUCUGAUUGUAAGUCUUGCAGUCAAGAAAUUAUAGCGUUUUGGGUAGGCGUUUUAGAUGGGGAAGUUGGUAGUUUUUGGGUUUAGGGAUUAUUGUAAGUAAUCUUAUGGGUUAGGCUAAUGGGUAUGUUUUACGGCUUUUUGGUGUUUUGGGCUUUGUUGUAACUAAUAUUGAAUUUGAAAUGAAAUGUGGUGUUUGAUUGAAAUA
Molecule: messenger RNA, 612 nt
Organism: Hevea brasiliensis (rubber tree)
Lineage: Eukaryota; Viridiplantae; Streptophyta; Magnoliopsida; Malpighiales; Euphorbiaceae
Product: histone H4
Exons: 2
Coding region: 86-397 (103 amino acids)
Biological process (GO): nucleosome assembly
Cellular component (GO): nucleosome
Molecular function (GO): structural constituent of chromatin; DNA binding; protein heterodimerization activity
Source: RefSeq, a predicted model, not a curated record